AUGUCUUCAUCCAACAGUAACAUCAACCACCGUGGACAUCAGCUGCUCCAUCACAACUCGCAAGAAGUACGACAUCGCACUUCUUCUUCCAUCUCGUCCAGCGGCAAGAACGACGCGUCUUCAUUGUUCAUCGAAGAUCGGAGAGGGGAUAGACGGAACGUCGAAUUCGCCGCACCAGAUCGCUAUGCCGUCCCACGAUACUACACCGUUGGAGGCGGUGCACUAAUUGGUCUCGGUCCCAAUUAUCGCAUUAUUUCCAAGUCUGAUACUCGGCGUGAGGUGCAGAAUAUUGGACUGGAUUCGGGAAGAAAGUCGCGCAAGCAAUCUCUUCUCGCCGGCCUUACUGAGGACGAUGACUCGCUCAUCAAAGUCCACAGUAGUCCCAGUCAAGAUGACGACCUUCAACGAGAUUUUUUGAGGUUUUCCCAUGGUCGGCCGAGGAAGCGGCGACGCUUCUCGAAUGACCUGGGUGGGAGUGCUUCCUCGGCUGAGUCCGCCAGUGACUCCUCGGAUGGAGAACGUAGACAGCGUGAGAAACCCGAGCAAGAUACCUUUGAUGCUUUCAAAAAUGACCCUGUUCACCGGCGUCACAUGGAACUUUCCCGGGCUACCAGUGAACGACCUCAAGAUGUCAAUGCGUGGCUCACCUUCAUCAAAUACCAAGAAAUCUCCUUCAGUGCCCGCCGCGAACAUCGUAGUACGCACAGUGCGGCAACAUCGCGGAGUCUCGCCGAUCUCAGGAUUUCGUUAUAUGAACAAGCACUAUCUCACGUCAAGGAUCCUGCCGGCCGACAUGCUCUGAUCCUGGGUCUCAUGCAAGAGGGCAGCACAAUCUGGGACGUUCAGAAGCAGGCCUCCCAGUGGCAAGUUUUCCUCGACAAAGACUCGUCCUAUGACUUGUGGAUACUGUAUUUGAAUUUCAUGCAGAGCAGUGCUUUGAAGUUCAACUUGGAUACAUGCCUGCAGGUGUACAAAAGGUGUCUGACAAAAUUCUCUUCAUCCGGACAUGAUGGUCCUUUAAGAGAUUCGCAGUGUGUCUACCUCCUCCUCCGCCUGACCUUGCUUCUUUGGCAGUCUGGUUUCACCGAGCGGGCUCUUGGUGUCUGGCAGGCGAUGAUAGAGUUUAACCUCUUUCGACCUUCUCAACUGUCAACCGACAUGGUCAUGUCGGCAUUUGAACAAUUUUGGUCUUCCGAAGUGCCACGGGUUGGGGAGGAUGGAGCUACAGGCUGGUGUUCAAACUCGAAUACCGAACCGGAACCAAAAGUCGACAAACAACCUCCCGAGGUUGCCGUGCACAAUCUCACGACCUGGGCAAGGGCCGAGACUGAUCUUGAGAAACAUGCGAGUCUGCCGGCCAGAGCCCUUGACGAUGUCCCUGAUGAUGACCCAUAUCGGAUCCUUUUGUUUUCUGAUAUUCAAGAUUUCGUCUUCUCAAUCGAAUCGAAACAGGGACUCGAACUUCUUCGAGAUGCAUUCUUGUUGUUCCUUGGUCUGCCACCAUGUCAUCUUCUUCUCCAUGAACCUCGUCAAUGGAAAGAAGAUCCGUUCAUCUAUACUCCGAGUCUUGCUGUGUCGAAUCCAGACAUCUCGACCAGGACACACGCCGACACUACUACUGUCGUCGCCACUUCACUCCAUGAUGUCUUUGGUACCGUCAAAUCGUCAAUGGCGUCCUCGGACUCAAACACGAUGCCAUCUCCUUCUUCCUCCUCCAAGCGACCGGUGCAUGUCGUGUUGGAUCUUGUCCGGCGAGCUGUCUCUCAGACCGCACGCGUCGCGUCGAAGAAUGCUACCCCGGAUGAAGAUAUGAUGGAGUACGCCAUUGCCCUCGAAGCCGGUAUCGAUUUCAAAUCGGCCAGGAAACAGGCAAAGUCGUUCCUCAAGAAGAACCCCGACAGCCUCCGCCUGUACAACGUGUAUGCCUUGGUCGAGAAUGAAGCCGCCGGUAACUUUGAGGCCGCAGAAAAGGUAUGGUCGACCGCCUUGUCCAUGCGCCAGCCAGACCUACCUUUUGGAAACCAGCGACGGGACAGGGACACGUUGAUGUUGUGGUGGGACUGGGUCUUCUCGUCCAUGAAGCGAAAACGGUUCCAGCAUGCUCGAACUCUACUCAGCAUGAUAACCGACAAGCCUUUUGAUCUUGACCGGUUUCGACAAGCCGAAACCUCGGAGGAUAUUACGCAUAUGCCGUCCGCGGCCAAUCAGGUCAAGACGGAACGGUACCUGCGAUUGGAAUUUUCGGCUUGUCGAGUAUCUCGUGAAGGUCGGAUGUUGUUGUCAGUUGUUGCCGACCUUUUGGCUCUACACAAAUACCUCUACGGCACGUUACGCCUUGGAGACGCAAUGGAAGCAUACCGUGACCUUUUGCAGGAGGUCAAAUUGAACGAGACGGAGGAGAUGGAUACCGUGUCGGAAAAAAUCCACCAAGGUCGAGCACAGUUUGUCCAUGCCCAUUCGGCCGUCUACGCACAACCAUACAGACCGAGAGAGUCAUGGCAGGUCAUUGCGGAUUCGACGAGACUGUUUCCCAACAACCGGACGUUGCUCACUCUGCAUCAUUACUUUUCACAAAAGUCGGGGUUGGUAGAUCGUCUUCGGCAGGUGGACAUCGACGCCGACACCACUACUCCUGCCGACGGGGUUGAAGCGGUCACGGCGGAGGCCGCGACCAUACCACCACGGCGGGGCGAGGAAAACAAGGUCACUUCUGUCGAGUUCAAUCUCGAGGUUGAACUCAACAGGCCCUCUUACGCGGGUAGUACGGACCACAGUAUCCGAGCGGCAUUCAGACGAGCCACGGACCAGAACUCGCCUGGGUUUCACUGUAUCGAUAUAUGGAAAUCGUAUAUCAAAUGGGAAAGUAGUCUGAGGAGUCUUGUUGUUGGUCUCGACGUUUUGGAGGAUGACGAGGAGCAACAGCAGCACAAAAAGAAGAAGCACGCCCAGCAAACGCGGCAGCACCAAAACCAGCAACAACAGAAACAACGACUCACAAACCUGACAGGCGCGUUUUAUGCCGCAAUCAGAGCUUGUCCUUGGUCCAAGGAGUUGUACAUGGUCGCUUUUGCGGAUGAUUAUUUGGUCGCGGCACUGGGAAACGAUGAUGGUCUCAAGAGGUUACAUGAGAGCAUGAUGGACCGAGGUCUCAGAUUGCGUACAAACAUUUCUUGAACCUGGCAUGACAUGAAAAACGGUCGAGCAACAUUCCAGUGCUCUCAAAACUUUUUAAAUUUCUCAUUCAUUUAUUAUACCUCGCUCUUCGUAUCAAGAAACGCCGUCUGAGAGAGGUAAUCCCGGGGAAACUAAUCGAUCGGUCACCACUAUAACCCGGAAUCGAUUUGAUCAAUCGGUCCGAGACUCGUAUAUUGACCCCAAGUCGUACACAUGUCAUUAAAUCCGCCGGGCGUGUUUGUGGGAAUGUCAUUUGGUCGUUCCUAAAUUUCAGAGACCAACAUUAGUAUUUGUUCAGUCAGACCAAACCUCCUCGGCAGGGGUUGCACAAAAACCAAAAAGAGACGAGAACAAAAACUCACCAAAAUAUUGAUAUACAACCCACCACUGACAUGCCAAGCGAUGUGACAAUGAAAAGGCCACAUUCCAGGGUUAUCCGCGUCGAACUGCAUCACCAAAUACCCGGGGUUCCCACUCGCGUCGACCGGGCGGAGAAGUUGAGUGUCUCGUCGUGCAGGAUUACUAGGAUUGACCACGGUGCCGUCCCAAGUACCCGUGCCCUCGGCCAGCACGUGCAUGUUGUGUCC
Molecule: messenger RNA, 3761 nt
Organism: Exophiala oligosperma
Lineage: Eukaryota; Fungi; Ascomycota; Eurotiomycetes; Chaetothyriales; Herpotrichiellaceae
Exons: 1
Coding region: 1-3174 (1057 amino acids)
Biological process (GO): negative regulation of RNA catabolic process; regulatory ncRNA-mediated post-transcriptional gene silencing
Cellular component (GO): catalytic step 2 spliceosome
Source: RefSeq, a predicted model, not a curated record